Molecule: messenger RNA, 1749 nt
Organism: Syngnathoides biaculeatus (alligator pipefish)
Lineage: Eukaryota; Metazoa; Chordata; Actinopteri; Syngnathiformes; Syngnathidae
Gene: reep5
Product: receptor accessory protein 5
Exons: 5
Coding region: 215-766 (183 amino acids)
Source: RefSeq, a predicted model, not a curated record
UGGGCAGUUUGAAAUCGUCUUAAAAAAAAAAACUACUGUAGCAUCAACUCAAUAAAUGGUAGUUUUUAUUUUGAAGAGACUUAGCAGAAGUGUUUGUCAAUGUACUCCCUACCUUGAUGACUGGGAACUAACGGGGGUGUUCAGUUUAAGCAGUGUCGCAGUUACCCAUCGAGCGACUUCCUAAUUCGUUCUCGUCGGCAAGAAGAGAGCAACUAUGGCACAGGCACUCAAAGAAAGGUUUGACAAGUUCCUUCACGAGAAGAACCUGGUGACUGACGUCCUUGCUCGAGUCGAAGCAAAGACUGGGGUUAGCAGGACAUAUGUGGCCUUGGCUCUGAUUGGCAUCAUUGCCGUGUACUUGGUGAUCGGUUACGGAGCCUCCUUGCUGUGCAACCUCAUCGGCUUUCUUUACCCAGCCUACAUAUCCAUCAAGGCCAUAGAAAGUGCAUCCAAAGAAGAUGAUACAAAAUGGCUGACUUACUGGGUGGUGUACGGACUCUUCAGUGUGGCCGAGUUCUUUGCAGACAUCUUUCUCUCCUGGUUUCCAUUUUACUACAUUGGAAAGUGUGCCUUCCUGGUCUGGUGCAUGGCUCCAACUCCUUCUAACGGCUCGGUCCAGAUUUACAAUCGCAUCAUCCGGCCCUUUUUCCUCAAGAAUGAAGCUAAGAUUGAUGAUGCCGUCAAGAACAUAAAGGAUAAGGCAUCUGAAGCUGCUGACAAGUUUAAAGAUGAGGGAAUUUUCACAAAAGUCCAUUUUCAGCUCUAGUAAAGAAAAUGUUUACAAAAACCAAGGACAAAAGGAUCUAGUUUUCCCCAAACAAUCGGAGGAACAAGUGAUGAGGCGAAUAAGGUGCACACAGAUUCAUUUGGGUCAUCCAAACAAUCUGAUGAGCAAAUGACAAAUGGAAUGUGUCAGCACUUUAAAUCUCCCAACACCUCUUCCUGCCCCAUUGGAGCUAUCCACACCUCAGAAUCUCCCCUCUAUGACUACGACAACCAUACAAUCCGCAAUAGAUGUUGGCUCCCGCUCUCCCAGCCUGAAUGCAAUGUUGGGUCUUAUGGAUAGAAUAAAUGACUAUUCUCAACGAUGGAGUCCAGCCCACACCUCGCCAAGAUCUUCUUCCCGACCCCCCUCACCCAAAACCACCGUCCACUAAAAAGUGAAAGGCCCCUCCUCCACGCAUGAAGACUAUCUGUAAAUCUGACUGAUAUUUACCUGGUCUUUUCCAGAAUAACUCAGACCUCUAAGGAGAUCAGGCAUUUUUCAUCCCUAUAUUUACAAGGGAUAGAAAGUUGAUCAGAGAGAUAUGGUACAAAAAAAGUAAAACAUCCAACUUAGUGAGGAUAAAAUGUGAGUCUAUUGAACCAUUGUCUCCAGCUAUCUCUGGGAGACUAGCUCUUUUUCAUAGCAGGUCACAGAGUAACAAAUCAAUGUUGAUUAAUGACAUCAUUACAACCCAUGAUCUGGACUUUUUGUUAUUAAAUGAAACGUGGUUGACAGAAAGUCGCUGUAAUACCAUUUUAAAUGAGGCAACACCAUUAAAUGUUAAUUUUAUGAACAAGUGUCGAACGGGGAAAAAGGUGGUGGUAUUGCUGUUAUUUUUAAAUCAUUAUUUCAAUGUAAAGAAAUUAUACUAUAUUAGGUCUUUUGAAUAUUUGUGACAAUCAAGGUCACAUCUUAGACUGGUCAUCUCUAAGGAAGUUGAAAUUCUAUCGAUUGAUGUUAAGGAUAUGGCUAUUUCUGACCAU